AUGGUCUCAGGAUUGAUUCAGCCCUUGGGGUUGGAUCGAAAACCCAACAGAUUCGGAGGUGCCGGGCACGUUCGAGCUCUUACUGGCCACGACCCUAUUCCUUACUCUCAGGGAGUCAGCCUCUGGGAUACCCGAGCAUUUUCAUGGUCUCUGGGGCGUCCGACUUUGCCUGCACCCACAGGAACCUCUGGGUACUUUCGAGGUCUUGAGAGACAUCGACCCUCCCUCUCAGAGGUCUGUAGACGUGCCUAA
Anisakis simplex (herring worm) is the source of this 252-nucleotide messenger RNA. NCBI's taxonomy places the organism in Eukaryota, Metazoa, Nematoda, Chromadorea, Rhabditida, Anisakidae. The record is from the annotation of a GenBank genome assembly.